This is a messenger RNA of Naegleria gruberi, 669 nucleotides long. RefSeq lists its product as uncharacterized. NCBI's taxonomy places the organism in Eukaryota, Heterolobosea, Eutetramitea, Acrasida, Naegleriidae. The transcript has 4 exons. The coding region runs from base 1 to 669 and encodes 222 amino acids. Gene Ontology annotation, cellular component: nucleus. The record is from RefSeq and is a predicted model, not a curated record. Gene Ontology annotation, molecular function: damaged DNA binding; 8-oxo-7,8-dihydroguanine DNA N-glycosylase activity. Gene Ontology annotation, biological process: base-excision repair; base-excision repair, AP site formation; nucleotide-excision repair.
AUGCGUAAACGAUUGGGUUCGGUAACAAGUAGAAUUUUAGAUCUAGCUAGCAGCAGUAGCAGUACUGAUGAAUCGAAUGGUUCUUCAUCAGCAAGUGAUUCAUUUGAUGAAAAGGAAGUGGAACAAUUAAUUUCCGAUUAUUUUCAAAUUGAUAAUUAUGAUAUUGAAGAGUUGCAUGAACAUUUUGCCAAAGUUGACCCAGACUUGUUUGGGAAAAUUGUAAAAUAUUAUUGUGGAUGGAGAUUAUUGAAAAUGGAACCACUGGAGACUUUGUUUUCCUUUAUUUGUAGUUCGAAUAAUAAUGUUUCAAGAAUUACCAAAAUGGUUCAGGUAUUGUGUGAAGAGUAUGGAGAGUGUUUGGGAGAAUUUACUAUUGAUGAUGGUGUGACAACAUUUCCAAUGUACAAGUUUCCAACAUUGGAACAAUUAGAGGAAUGCACUGAAAAGGAGUUAAAGUAUGUUUUAAAUUUCAGAAAGCAUAAUUUUGGAUAUAGAGCCAAGUACAUUGUUCAAACUGUUGAGAAAUUAAAGGAGAAACCAGAAAAAUACCUCUACACUCUCAGAGAUAAAGAAAAGUAUCCAACCAGCUUGGACGUAUUGAAUGAGUUGAAACAAUUUUCUGGGAUGUCCACAUUCUUAGAAUUGCCAGAAAUUGCUAUCCAUCAAUGA